Molecule: messenger RNA, 854 nt
Organism: Daldinia vernicosa
Lineage: Eukaryota; Fungi; Ascomycota; Sordariomycetes; Xylariales; Hypoxylaceae
Exons: 1
Coding region: 276-725 (149 amino acids)
Source: RefSeq, a predicted model, not a curated record
CGUUUAUCUACGGGAUUAUAAAGCCGCUGACGUAUCCCAUCUUACGACAACGGGCAUUGGCUUAGGAGUACUAACAGACCAUGGCAUGUUAGCUAAGAGGCUAUCUUACUAGAGACGUCUAUAUAAGCGGGAGCUUCACCAAUCUAAUCAGGUACAACGCAGGCCGUCGUACCUACAAAGAAUUGCACCGUUUGAGAAAAUAUACUCCAUCUGACAGAAACUAAAGGCCGGGGAGUGAAUAAUUUCCGGCUUAUAUCUCGGUAUAUCUCUGCAAAAUGUCAUCACCUUCGAGAGAACAACUCUUAGAGACCGCCAAGCUCUUCAUAGAGGCGUUCAACGAGUUCACACCCGAAUCAGUCGUGCGAUACCGCAGUACUACAUGCACACACCGAUUAAUUCCGGCAACCCUAAACUCGCCGCCACAAAGCAAUGCCGAGUACGCGGGCCUCAUAGCAGCGUUGUCAACCAUUAUGCCGACAUUCCAUCUCCGAUUCGUUGACGGAGGAGAACCGGUGGUAGACGAAGUCACUCGUAAGGUCGUAUUGCAUUUAAAGUCGAGGUCUAAUACGGCCGUUGGGCUAUAUGAGAACGAGUAUGUUUGGAUCUUGACAUUGAGCGAGGAUGGCAAACUCGUGGACGAUAUUCUGGAAUUCGCGGAUAGUUUAUAUACAAGUGACCAAUUACCGAAGCUGAAGAAAGCGGUCGAGGAUGCAGCUAAGAAGUAGAAAUAAGGAGUACCAUCACCACGGACCUGGUGCCCCCCAUCUUUUCAUCGAGAGCCCAACUUAAAGCUUCCGUUCUUUUCUAGAACCUUAGGCUAGUAGAUGUGGAGCUAUCAAAGACUUACAUACGGC